AUGGCUGACACCUCCAAGUUGCACCCUGCGACUACAGUCACCAAUAUCAAAUCAUGCAUUCCUAUUGUUCUUGACUAUGAAGGCAGCCAAUACAACAACUGGGCUACCCUCUUCAAGCUCCAUUGCCGAGCAAACUUGGUGAUCGACCAUAUACUACCUCCUGCCUCCCCCACCGUGCCACCACCGGCAACGGCAGCCGAGAAACUUGCUACGAAAGCUCUAUGGGAACGGCUAGAUGACAUUGACAACAAAUCGGCUAGGGCUCUUGCUCUUGAUGCAAAAUUCACCAACACCAAAUUGGUGGACUUUUCGACUGUGAACGCAUCUUGCACCAGUUAA
Molecule: messenger RNA, 339 nt
Organism: Lycium ferocissimum
Lineage: Eukaryota; Viridiplantae; Streptophyta; Magnoliopsida; Solanales; Solanaceae
Exons: 2
Coding region: 1-339 (112 amino acids)
Source: RefSeq, a predicted model, not a curated record